This is a messenger RNA of Scylla paramamosain (green mud crab), 6560 nucleotides long. RefSeq lists its product as uncharacterized. The transcript has 30 exons. Gene Ontology annotation, biological process: regulation of MAPK cascade; protein phosphorylation; intracellular signal transduction. Gene Ontology annotation, cellular component: cytoplasm. The record is from RefSeq and is a predicted model, not a curated record. Bases 568 to 4356 code for a protein of 1262 amino acids. Gene Ontology annotation, molecular function: ATP binding; protein serine/threonine kinase activity. Lineage: Eukaryota; Metazoa; Arthropoda; Malacostraca; Decapoda; Portunidae.
UAAACUUUUGGAAUAACACAGACUUUUGAAAGUUUUUUUUUGGGCUGCAUUGGCUUGUGCAUCAGGGUAUAUCAGCUGCAGAAAGGACAGCCAGGGCUUCAAACAGUGGCGGGGAGCGAGGAGGUCCUGCCCACAGAUGGCGUCAAGAGCUGUCAGUGACGUCAUCAUUGUGGCCGACGGUGCUUGGGAGAGGAGGACAUUUACCCACGUAUUCUCCCUGUAUUUCUCGCUCCUCAGCACCUCGUCCCUCCCGGCCCAGAUAUUCUCCUGAUGCAGUACUAAAUGAGGAGGAGAGCAAGGUUCCAUUUCAAGCUGGACACAAACAUUCAGUGCCAAGGGGUUGUGCAUCACUGGCAGUAGGUGGUGGUGGUGGCAGGGAUGACACACAAACAAUGACUCGUCUACCUGAGGUUUGAGGCUUGGGAUUCAAAACCAAAGAAUAGCAGAAGAGCCUAGAAGAAGAGGACACGGGGAGAGGUUGAGCUACCAGAAGGAAAUUUAUUGUUUUGGAUGUCUAUAUAAACCGCCAAAUUGAGUACAUUCGGCCACCCCUUCCCACCCUUCAGCAUGUCUGACGACGAGGAUAAGCCUCCUGCUCCACCUGUCAGACUGACGUCCACAAGUGUGUUCCUGCACAGGGCUGAGACAGUCAUGGCAGUGGACAUGAGGCCUCUACCAAAGGAACCCGAGUCAGAGAAGAAGAAGCAUAAGGGACAUAAGGGAGGAAAGAGGCACAAGGAAGCUGACAAACCCAACAUCUCCUACCCAACCAACUUUGAACACACCAUCCAUGUGGGGUUCGAUGCAUGCACGGGAGAGUUCACGCACACUGCAAACUACACAAACUGCACUGGUAGUUCCCAGUACACCCCAAGACCAUCCUUUGCAAUGUGGGAUACUGCAUUAAAUGAGUAUAAGGGUAUGCCAGACUCCUGGACCAAACUGCUCUCUAUCUCGAACAUCAGCAAGCAGGAGCAGAAGAACAACCCCCAGGCCGUUCUCGAUGUUCUCAACUACUAUGAUGCUUCCACCAAAGAGCAUCAGACCUCAAAAUUCAUGACAGUCGCGAAGACCGUCGGUGAGUACCCCUCUCCUCGGCCGAGCUACCAGGCAGGCAUCAACACCACCACCAGCUACCCCGCCACCCCGUCACCCCACAAAAUCUCAGAUGCCUCUUCAGGAUCUCCGUCAACACCAGAAACCUGCUCAGAAGUCAGUUCUAUCCUCUGCUAUACAUCAAAGGUCCCUGAAGAAGAAGAGGAAGAACCACCACCACCUCCCAUUGCAACCCGACCUGAACGAACUAAAUCUAUAUACACUAAACCAGUGGAAGAUGAAGCUAAUGCAAAUGGGGCAGCUUUUGAUAGCAACCGUAACCCCCAGCAGGCCACCAGCAUCACCCCUGCACCACCCACCACCCCAGCACCAACGCACCCCGCAACUAACACAAGUACAAGCACGGCAAUAGAAAGGACGGCAGAGAAGCAGAAGAAGAAGAAAAUGAGUGAUGAGGAGAUUUUAGAACGACUGAGAAGCAUAGUGUCAGUAGGGGACCCCAAUAGGAAAUAUACCAAAAUGGAGAAGAUUGGACAAGGAGCCUCAGGGACGGUGUACACUGCCAUAGAGACGGCCACAGGCAUGGAGGUGGCCAUCAAGCAGAUGAAUCUCUCACAGCAGCCAAAGAAGGAGCUUAUCAUCAAUGAAAUUCUGGUCAUGAAGGAGAACAAGCAUCCCAAUGUUGUGAACUACCUGGACUCGUACCUUGUCAAUGAGGACCUCUGGGUGGUGAUGGAGUACCUCCCUGGUGGCUCCCUCACAGACGUGGUGACGGAGACCUGCAUGGACGAGGGGCAGAUAGCAGCAGUGUGCAGGGAAGUGUUGCAGGCACUUGAGUUCUUGCAUGUGAGUCAAGUUAUUCACCGUGACAUCAAAUCUGACAACAUCCUCCUUGGAAUGGAUGGCAGUGUGAAGCUAACUGAUUUUGGCUUCUGUGCACAAAUCUCCCCUGAGCAAAACAAGCGCACCACCAUGGUGGGGACGCCCUACUGGAUGGCCCCGGAGGUGGUGACACGGAAGCAGUACGGCCCCAAGGUGGACGUAUGGUCGCUGGGCAUCAUGGCCAUUGAGAUGAUUGAAGGGGAGCCGCCAUACCUCAAUGAGAACCCCCUCAGAGCACUGUACCUGAUAGCAACCAAUGGUAAGCCUGAGAUUAAGGAGAGGGAGAAAUUGUCCCAUGUGUUCCAAGACUUCCUUGACCACUGCCUCGAUGUGGAAGUUGAGACGCGCUCCACUGCUCACGAACUCCUCAAGCACCCCUUCCUCAAGUUGGCUCGGCCACUCUCAAGUCUCCAUCCGCUCAUUGUAGCAGCUAAGGAGGCAGCCAAGAAUAUCCUGUGUGGCAGUUCGUCAUGGUCUGAGGGCGGGCAGGUCAGCCAGGCGAGGAGAGCAUCGGGCCAGACUGUGAACUCAAUCAAGCACAGACUCUGGAUGAGUUUAGUAGAUGGACUGAAGUCAAUCAUUGGUCCUCUGUCAGCAAGCACCUGGGGCAGUAAGAAGGCACAGCACGUGAUGACUUCUAGCCACAUGGAGAUGACCCUCAGCACUCCAAACUGUUCCCAGUGCAUCCAUGUGUCAGGAGUAAUGCUUGUCUUCCUCUGCCUACCAACCUGUCCGGCCCACGCACGAGCAGCAUCAACACCUCCCAGCAUGUCGAACCGCGCCCCUCCUGGAGUACCCAAGAAGUGGAAUAACGCCCCUCUGCCGCCCACUCGCAUCUCUUCCAUCGAAAUGCCCAACAAGAACCUGAAGCCGCUCCCCAAGACGCCGGAGCCAGACCGCAGGAAGCUAUCUAGUCUGGUGAAGCGGCGGCGGAACAAGACGGUGCCCAACAUCUCCCUCCCGACCCACGUGACUCAUGUCGUCCACGUGUUCUUCAACGAGAAGACCCAGUGCCUUGAGGGUCUGCCGGAAGCAAUGAAGGCGAUCUUGGCCACGUCCAACAUCACGGUGGAGGAGCAGCAGAAGAACCCCAGCGCCGUGUACCAGGCCAUCAAGUACUUCCAGUUACAGGACUCGGUGGUCAAGGAUAAGUAUAUGACGCACGGCAAUGAUACAGACAGAGACUACGAUGAGCUUCCUCCUCCCCGCCCUGUGACUAGAUUCCAAGACAAUGAUUAUGAUGAACUGCCUCCGCCCCGCCCUGUUGAGAAUCUCCCCACCAUAAGGGAGUCAAGAGAGUCACGGGAACUGAGGCAGCACGUACCCAAGAGCCCCGCCUUGACGGACGCAGGUGCCCCGCCCAUCGCGUCCCGCCCAGAGAGAACCAAGUCAGUCUACACCAAACCCGUGGAUGAGGUGGACGGCGGCCUCUUGCCCAUCCGAAGACCUCGCAGCGGCAGUGACGGGCAGAUCUCACCACUGAGGGAGAAGAAGCCGGACAAAGCAGCCAGCCAGAGGGAGGACAUCCUGAAGAAGCUGCGGGCGGUGGUCAGCGUGGGCAACCCGACCAAGAAGUACAAACGCAAAGCCAAAAUUGGACAAGGGGCGUCUGGGGAGGUGUACACAGCUCAGAAUUUGAAGACAGGCGAGGUGGUGGCGAUCAAGAUGAUGACCCUAAGCAAGCAGCCGCGUCCGGAGCUUAUCUUCAACGAGAUUCUGGUGAUGGAGAACAGCAAGCAUCCUAACAUUGUCAACUACCUCGACUCCUACCUGGUGAACGAGCAGCUCUGGGUGGUGAUGGAGUACCUGGAGGGCGGCUCGCUAACAGACGUGGUGGUGGAAACGGUUAUGGAAGAGAAACAUAUUGCCGCUCUCUGCAGGGAGGUGCUUCAGGCUCUUGAGUUCCUGCACCGAGACAACAUCAUUCAUCGAGAUAUUAAGUCAGACAACGUACUGCUCGGCAUGAACGGGGAGAUUAAGAUAACUGACUUCGGUUUCUGCGCUCAGCUGUCCCCGGAGCGUAACAAGAGGUCUACCAUGGUGGGGACGCCCUACUGGAUGGCGCCCGAGGUGGUGACAAGACAGAUGUACGGAACUAAGGUGGACGUAUGGUCGCUCGGAAUCAUGGCCCUGGAAAUGCUAGAUGGUGAGCCGCCCUACAUGAACGAGGACCCAGUGAGAGCCAUCUAUCACAUCUCCACGAACGGCAAGCCUGAGAUCAAGAAGAGGGCCUUACUCUCUCCAGACUUCGAAAACUUCCUGGACCAGUGUCUGCAGGUGGACGAAGCCCAGCGACCCUCCGCCUCCCAGCUCCUCAAACACCCAUUCCUGAAGUGCGCAGCGCCGCUUGUGUCCCUGCGCGUCCUCAUCGAAGCUGCGCGCGGAAGUAUUGCCAAGAAAAAGUAUAUGGAACCGUGAAGCGAAAUUUUUACUGUACGAAUAUAUGUUGAUAUUUUGAGACACUGAAGUUAUGGGAUCUGGAUGGAACGAGGGAGGGGUGAGAGAGAGGGAAGGGGGUGAGGGGAUUAGUGAGUGAUAGUGAUAAGCGUGUGUGUGUGUGUGUUUGUUACUUACCCUUGUUCAUAAGCAUGUUAUCUUACUUUUUUUUAGGCCUUAGAGAAAGCUGCAAAUAUGUUAAAUAACGUUCGUAUGUUUUUUUUUUUUUCAUGUAGUGAGGUGAGCGUGAUGUGUGUGUGACCUUUCCUGUGAUAUGAUGAGUAGAGAAGCGCUGGAGUGGCGUGGCAGUCCGUAUUCAGAAACUUUUUCCCUCUCCACCAUAGAAAUGAUUAGUCGAGUUCUCAAGACUGUUUCUCCUUUAAAUCAUGUAGAAAUCUUGUUAAUCUGUCACUAGAACCGUAAAAAAUAUCCUUAAAAGCCAGUGAAGCUUCAAGUAGAGGCUUUUGAAAGUAGCGGAGGUACGGGGAGGUGUUUCAGAAUAUGGUCUUGUGGGUCUGGCUUGCUUCUCGCUCCCACCCCUCGUCUCAUCUCCUUCAGUCUUCACAGCUUCCAGGAAAUUAAUUGCUUGCAUGCUUAUAAGAAAAAAAAUAUAUUAAUUUCCACUUUAUUUAUUUAUUUUCUAUGAUAGUUACUUAAGUCCUAGCUCAUAAGGAUCAAAUUGCAACUCGUUUUCUAUUUCAAUUCGUCGCAAGAGUGUUUUGAUUUGAAAGUGCUUAGUGUCCACAGUAUAUGUACGUACAUACACACUGUGGAAGGGAUGUAUGAACUAACUUAAUCUAACCUAACCAGACCUGACCUAACCUGACUUAACUAACCUAACCUAAGCUAACCUAACCAGACCUAACCUAAAUCAACCUAACCUAACUAAACCUAACGUAACCUAACCUAACUAAACCUAACCUAACCUAACUAAACCUAACCUAACCUAACCAGACCCGACCUAACUAAACCUAACGUAACCUAACCUAACUAAACCUAACCUAACCACACCUAAAUCAACCAAACCUAACCUAACUAAACUUAACGUAACCUAACCUAACUAAACCUAACGUAACCUAACCUAACUAAACCUAACGUAACCUAAUCUAACCAGACCUGACCUAAAUCAACCUAACCUUACCGAAUUGAAAUGGGGAAAUCUCUCAUGCGUCGAGUAAUUUGGAAAUGACGCGAUGCCAUGAAGAGGUAUAAAUGGUAGUGAUAAUUCCUCUGUAUAAGAGAAGCUGACAAAGGGUCUGGCUAAAUGAAAGGGAAGGAAGGAAGGAAGGAAGUCUUAUAUUAGUAAGGAUAAGCGUAUAUCUAUGUAUAUAAUUACUUUAAGGUUAUAAUUCGUGGUGAUGUUUGUGUAACUGGAAAAGGAGAUCGCUAUGUUGACGCAGUAUAAAGGUUAGAUAAUCAGACAUACGUGGAUAUUAAUUAAAUAUAAUAGGUAAAUAAUAGAUAUACGUAGAUGCAUACACGAGGCGGGCGAUGUGUGUGUGUGUGUGUGUGUGUGUGACUGUUAAGGCAGUGAUGCUCGGAGCCACGUUGAUACAGGUACGGUCACACGGGUACAGGCAUACAGGUACAGUUAUACAGGGAUAGUUAAAUAGGUACAGUUAGAAGUACAUUCGCACAGGUAGAGCCACACAGGUAGAGUCACACAGGUAGAGUCACACAGGUAGAGACACACAGGUUACAGUCACACAGGUUACAGUCAUACAGGUACAGGUGCAGCUACACAAGUACAGCCACAAAAAUACAGUCACAUAUACAGACGAAGACCCUUUAAAAAUAAUCAGUACAAGUAAACAUGAACGAACAUGAAAAAUGAUAUAAAACAAACUUUUCUUUUUCUUACAUACACAAUCUGCAAGAAACAAUCAUGUCUUUAAAUUUCUGAAUAAAUCCUCUACUUUCUACUUGACGAGGUUCUUGGGAUGUUUAAUAAUACGAGUCUUUAACACGCUGGAGCCUCGCCGCAACGCUCACCCCCCUCUCUGUCAUGACUCAAGAGAGGCAGUGACGGUAACGUGUGGGUGCGAAUGGCAAGGGUUGAGUAAAUGUUUUUUUUUUUAUUCAUCGGCGACGCAAACUAAUAAUGAUGUUAUCUCGCUGUGCUUCCUCGCUUUUGAGAUUACGGAAUGUGAAAGCAGAAGAGAUAAAUUAUAUAUUCUACAUUCUGA